CUGGAUGAGGCAGUGGCUGAAGCCCAUCUGGGAAAGCUGAAUGUGAAGCUGACCAAGCUGACUGAGAAGCAGGCCCAGUACCUGGGCAUGUCCCGAGAUGGCCCCUUCAAGCCUGAUCACUACCGCUACUGAGAGCCAGGACUGCCUUUCACCUUCCAGCUGCCAUCCUUGUUCCAGGCCCCACCUCUGCUCCCAAGAGCAAAUGGCACCAACUCUGCAAUUGUUUGUCAGUGUCCUUCCUGCUGGCGCUGGUCACUCAGUCUUUGGCCUCUGCUGUGUCCUGCAUACUGUUGAAAGCGUGGCAAGGGGAAUUAAGAGGCCCAGUCAAGGGGACAGUGAGCUCAGGGGUCUUGGAAGUCCUUAGGCUGGAAGUUGCUAGUGGUGGUCAUAAGUCCAUGCACUUUACCAUCUAGGCCUUCACUUGGUCAUUAGACCCAUGUGUUUGGUUUACAGAUUCACUUGUUUCUCAGCCUAUGAUUUGAGAAGGAGCUCUAUCAAAG
Messenger RNA from Nannospalax galili (Upper Galilee mountains blind mole rat), 500 nucleotides. Its product is annotated as adenosylhomocysteinase. Gene Ontology annotation, biological process: L-methionine cycle. The record is from RefSeq and is a predicted model, not a curated record. Gene Ontology annotation, cellular component: cytosol. Gene Ontology annotation, molecular function: adenosylhomocysteinase activity. Lineage: Eukaryota; Metazoa; Chordata; Mammalia; Rodentia; Spalacidae.